AUGGGCGUCGGUGCCUCGCAUCAAACAAAACUCGAGCGUGAGUUCGGAGACAUCGGAGAUGGCGAUGGACAGGAGAGGUUCUUCGGCCUCGAGAACUUUGGCAAUACCUGCUACUGCAACUCCGUGCUGCAGGCGCUCUACUUUUGCGAGCCGUUGCGACAUCAUCUCGCGCAAGUACGAGAGGAAGACACGAGUGGCGGCGGCAGCGGAGACGGCAGUAGUAGUGGCGGGGGUGGGGGUAGCGGGGGCAGCGGCAAGACCGUUCUGUCGGAGUUGGCGGAGCUAUUCUCGUCCAUCUCCAACCAGAAGCGGCGGUCUGGCCACCUGGCGCCGACGGAAUUCCUCCGCACCCUGCGGGAGCGCAACGAGCUCUUCCGUGGGAACAGGCAGCAGGAUGCGCACGAGUUCUUCAACUUCGUGCUGAACGAGAUGGCGGAUAGUGUGGUGGCUAGGAGGAAGCUGCGGGAGGAGGCGGCCACCGUUCAGGAGCACAAGCAGCGCUUCCAACAAAACGGAAGCCAUCACCACCGCCAGACACACGGCAGCAACGGCAACACCCAGACGAAUUCUUCCCAGCAGCAGCAGCAGCAGGAUCCGCGACGGUCUUCCACCUGGUCCAAGAUGUCCUCCUUCAAGGGCAGCUUCGGGAACGGGCUGAAGAACGCCUCGCAGCCGGCUUCUGCGGAGGGAGCGGCCCCAGCGGCGACACCAUCGGUAGCACCGGCAGCAGAUUGCACAGCUCCAUCGGCCGCGGUAGGGGGGCACGCGGGCGGGAUGUCGGGCAGCGACCCCGGGGAGGGGGAGUCGGCGGCGGGGGUUGAUGGUGGUGGCGGCAACGCGCGUGGCAACCGGAGAACAAGCGAUGGGGCUAACGAAUCUGGCGGGGAGACGUGGGUGCAUCGGAUAUUUCAGGGGGUUCUCACGAACCAGACCAAGUGCCUCUGUUGCGAGACGGUGAGCAAUCGAGACGAGCCGUUCAUGGACCUGUCCCUGGACGUGGAGCAGAACUCGUCGGUGUCGGCGUGCCUGAGAAACUUCAGCAGCACGGAGACUCUCACCAAGAAGAACAAGUUUUUCUGCGAGACCUGCUACGCUCUGCAGGAGGCCGAGAAGAAGAUUCGGCUGAAGCGACUGCCGCGAGUCCUGACGCUGCACCUCAAGCGCUUCAAGUACGUGGAGUCGCUGGAGAACUUCUCCAAGCUAUCGCACCGAGUCGUGUUUCCCCUCGAGCUGCGGACACCCAACAUGACCGACGCCGCCGGCGAGGCGGACGCGGACGGCCGGCUUUACAGGUUAUUCGCUGUCGUAGUACACAUUGGCCGCGGCCCCAACCACGGACACUAUGUGGCGGUGGUGAAGUCGGGAGGUCGCUGGCUGCUCUUCGACGACGAGAUUGUCGAGCUCGUUAACGAACAGGUGCUCAAGCAGUGCUUCGGACUGGCACGCCCAGCCUCAGCCGCCACCAACACCGGGUACCUGCUACUGUACGACUGCGGAGAGUGA
This is a messenger RNA of Ectocarpus siliculosus, 1503 nucleotides long. The record is from the annotation of a GenBank genome assembly. Lineage: Eukaryota; Phaeophyceae; Ectocarpales; Ectocarpaceae.